CUUCCUUCCUUCUUCGAAAAGUAGCCUGGAGCCGACAGGGGGGAAGAAGGCGCGGCGAGGCGAGGCGAGGCGAGAGGGAGCGGCGGCCUCGCUUCGGCCAUGGAUCCCCUCAUAAGGUUCCUCGACGACGACGUGGACGAGACCAUGCACUCGGGCGCCGACGUCGAGGCCUUCACGGCGGCGCUCAACCGCGAGGUGGAGGGCAGCGGCAGCGCGAGCACCAGCGCCGCGGCAUCCUCCUCCUCCUCCUCGCAGCCGCUGGAUCGUGGCGCCGGUCUUGUACCUCAAGAGAGCAACUCAAUAAUCAACCACAAUCAUGAAAAGUGGCAAGAUUCAGUAAAGAAUAAAAUUGGUAAUGAGGACAGCCAUCAACAGGAACAGAAACAUUCGCAUCAUACAAAUGAACAGUUAUCAAGACCUGAAGUGGUUUCUGGAGAUGCUGAUAAUAAACACCUUCAGUCUAAUUCCCAGAAAGAAGACCAGCCAAAAGUUAAGCAAGAGCCAGGAAACAGUUCUCAACAAACUAUUGCUUGUCAGAAGCAGCCUUUGCAACAAAUAACGAGUCAACAAACACCAACUACAAGUCAAACUAAUAGCGCUCCUGCAGUGGGGAAACCUCCUGUUGUUACAUUUCAUAUGUUAAUACCGAUUUUGAGACGCUACCUUGACAAAGACAAGGAUAUGCAAGUUCAGUCCAUUUUUACAAAGUUACGGAAAAACGAAGUCAGCAAGGAACACUUUCUGAAAGUUGUAAGGACUAUUGUUGGUGAUAAGUUGCUCAAACAAGCCGCUGCACAAUAUCAAGUUCAGGCUGCUCAUGGGCAACGGAAUCCUCAGACAAAUCCAAGCAAUUAUUCUUUGUUAAGUCAAGUUUCCAAUCAGCAGAGUGUUGCCAACAGUUCAAUUUCAGGAGCCGAGCAAAAAUCGUAUCCAUCAGCUCACUCCAUUCCUGGAAACCAAGCGACUGACAGCCCAAGACCACCUCCAUUUCGACCUUCUUUGUCAGGCCAAAUGCAAAGUAACAUGGGUUAUCCAUCUUCAGAAAGUAAUUUGCAAAAGGUUAACGAAUCUGGUAACAUGUCAGAUGUGAAAGGUGGGCAAAUGCUCAGGCGCCCACCCAACAUCCAUUCAGUUCCAGUGCAAGCAACGCAGCAUCAUGUGCAGCGUCCACAAGCAUCUUUACCAGUGCUUGGGACAAAUAAUAUUCAUGCUCGUCCAUUUCCACGACCAGUUGGAGGUCCAGUAGUUCCACUUAGACCACAAAUUGCAGAAUCCAGUCAAAGAGGACAAUCAGUCCAGGGAGUGGCUGGGAGCAUGGCAGCUCGACCAACAUUGCAAACUAAUUUAUCCCCAUGGCAACAAGCAAACAAGGAGCAGAAAACUAAGUCUUUCACUCCAACAGAACAUAUGAAUAAGGGUCCUGGUGUUCCUGAAAACCAAACAUCCACAUCAAGCACAUCUAAAUCUUUGACCACAACAAACUCAACUCAGCCUUAUCGAUCUCACGGCACACAAGUAGAACCAAACAUGCAGAUCCAACCUGCCACACAAACACCUCCCCCUGCAGCAACUUCUAAAACACCUCAAAAGAAGACAUCUGCUGGACAGAAGAAACCUUUGGAUGCAUUAGGCUCAUCCCCUCCACCAUCUAGCAAGAAGCAGAAGACAUCUGGAGGUUAUCAUGAUCAAAGUAUUGAUCAGCUGAAUGAUGUUACUGCAGUUAGUGGUGUUAAUUUGAGGGAAGAAGAGGAGCAACUUUUCUCUGCUCCUAAGGAGGAGAGUCGGGUUUCAGAAGCUGCUCGGAAGGUUGUACAACUCGAAGAAGAAAAACUCAUCCUACAGAAGGGCCCUUUGACAAAAAGAUUAGCUGAGAUCAUGAGGAAAUGCAAUUUGAAGAGCAUGGGCAGUGAUGUUGAUCGAUGUCUAUCGAUGUGUGUUGAAGAGCGGUUACGAGGAUUCAUAAGCAAUGCAAUAAGGCUUUCAAAACAGAGGGUUGAUCUUGAAAAAUCAAGACAUCGAAUUUAUCCUUUGUCUUCAGAUGUUCGUAGUCACAUUUUGAGGGUGAACAGAGAAGCUAGAGAACAGUGGGAAAAAAAGCUGGCUGAAGAUGCUGAAAGAAUCAGGAAACAAAAUGAUGGAGAUGACAAUGCUGUGGCUGAUUCAGAGAAGGACAAGAAUGAGAACCGUAGCACAUCAAAGCAUGCUAAGACCUACAAGGCAGAAGAUGAUAAAAUGAGAACAACAGCUGCAAAUGCUGCUGCACGAGUUGCAGCAGGCGGAGAUGACAUGUUUUCAAGGUGGCAGUUGAUAGCUGAACAAAACAAACAGAGCAAAGGAGGUGAUGGUUCUUCUAGUUCCAUGCCGGGUAACAUGUUACCUCACAAGUCUUCACCAAGACCUGGAAAAGGCUCAAGAGAACAGCAGGAAUUUGAAAAAACAGGUGGUGUCAGAAGGUCAUCACAUGUAAAAGUGACACGGAGCAUUACGGUGAAGGAUGUGAUCGCUGCGCUUGAGAGGGAACCUCAGAUGUUGAAAUCCUCUUUGCUGUUCCAGCUAUAUGGGAGAUCAACAGAAUCAUCUCCGAAAUAGUUCCAGUAUAAUCAUUGCAUUUCUGGUUGCAAUGUUCAAUUUUUGUUUGUGCUCUUGGUGGCAUUGUAUUGAGUAGAAUGGUUGAUAGGAGACGAGUCAUUUACCAAGCGAUGGGUUUGAUUGGUUGAUAAAUCAUUUUUGCAGGAUUUAGCAAUCAGUAGUGAACCAGCAUCAUCGCCUUUCUAGAGCAACCAUUUUUUAAAACAAGAAUAUUGUGCAUAUGUGUUCUUUUAUUUUAUGAAUAAUAUUGUAAUCGCUUCCUUUGUAGGCAUGAUAUGAUAAAUAGCAUCAAGCUGGUUAGCUGAUGGAGUUGGCUUGUUUCUUUCCCUUAGAAUAAUUACAUUACUUUC
Oryza brachyantha (malo sina) is the source of this 2939-nucleotide messenger RNA. RefSeq names its product transcription initiation factor TFIID subunit 4b-like. The record is from RefSeq and is a predicted model, not a curated record. NCBI's taxonomy places the organism in Eukaryota, Viridiplantae, Streptophyta, Magnoliopsida, Poales, Poaceae. Gene Ontology annotation, cellular component: transcription factor TFIID complex. The coding region runs from base 100 to 2589 and encodes 829 amino acids. Gene Ontology annotation, biological process: transcription initiation at RNA polymerase II promoter. Gene Ontology annotation, molecular function: protein heterodimerization activity; RNA polymerase II general transcription initiation factor activity; DNA binding. The transcript has 15 exons.